Messenger RNA from Rotaria sp. Silwood1, 291 nucleotides. The record is from the annotation of a GenBank genome assembly. Lineage: Eukaryota; Metazoa; Rotifera; Eurotatoria; Philodinida; Philodinidae.
AUGAAAUUUAUUCCAUUAUUUUUUACAAUAUCUCUUAUUUGUGCGUAUGUUAUAUUUGAAUUAUAUGUUAUAUUACCAACAAUUUAUCAUAAUAUAUUUAUUUAUAAAGAAAUUUUACAUCUUAUAUUUGGUUUUUAUGUUAUUUUUAAUUUAAUUGGAAAUUUAUAUUUAUAUAUAAUUACAGAUACAUCAAUUGAUACGAUAAUUUGCCCUGCUUUAUUACCAUCAGUAAUAGUAACUCCAAUAUCAACAGAAAAAAACACAACAAGAUAUUAUUUAUUAUCAUUGUAA